Messenger RNA from Acaromyces ingoldii, 636 nucleotides. RefSeq lists its product as hypothetical. Lineage: Eukaryota; Fungi; Basidiomycota; Exobasidiomycetes; Exobasidiales; Cryptobasidiaceae. Gene Ontology annotation, molecular function: acyltransferase activity, transferring groups other than amino-acyl groups. Bases 1 to 636 code for a protein of 211 amino acids. The record is from RefSeq and is a predicted model, not a curated record. The transcript has a single exon.
AUGACGGCCACCCCAGCACACGGUAGCAAGACGCUUGUGACGAGACGGUUCCGGCUCGUCUACCCUCGUCUCGAGAACGACGAGCGCACGGUUGCGUCUUUCCACCGGCUCCUUACGCACCCCGACACGCUCCGCUACAUUCCCGUCUUUUCGAGCAGCCUGACGCUCGACGAGACUCGAGCGAUGGUGGCCUCGCACCGGACAGAUACGACCCGGCUCGGCUUUGACAUCUUUGACCAGGCCACCAACGAGUGGGUCGGCACCGUUGGCUUCACCCGCAUGACAAAGACAAAGGCCGAGGCCGGCAUCAUGCUCGACCCGCAAUCGAAGGCGAGCGGCAUCGUGUCCGAGACGAUGCUCUCGGUGCUCCAAUUUGGCUUCGGACAAGAGGUGAACCAUGACGAGGUCGGCUUCGCCACCUCGAGGCGCAAUACAAAGAUGCUGGGCUGGAUUGAGCAUGUUCUGCUGCUUCAGCCGAUCCCAGAUCACGAUCUCACGGAACAGCAAGUGAUCGACAGGGACUCGUGGGGCCAAGAAGACGCACUCGUCUAUUUCACGAUGAGCAGAAAGCAGUGGGAGCAAGUGACUGGUCCUGCCCUGAAGGCCAGGGUUGAGGGAGCCCAAUGUAUCAAAUAA